UCAUGUACUCCCUCCCAUUGAUAAACUACCACCACACCCGCAGCUCACCAUGCAGCGCCUCGCAGACCGCGUCCGGAAGGCGGAACGUGCGAUCGCGAAGAAGAAGACCAAAGAGGCCGAAUACCGCCUCCGCGCCGAAGCGUGGGAGCGCAACCAAACACGAAUUCGCACCGUCAGAUAUUACAAUGCGCUCUUCCGAGCAGACCGCGCCAACCGCGCCAUCGACUGGGCUGCAGGUCCUCUCCUCGCACCGCGCCGUGAUGCUGGCGACAAACAAAAUACAUAUGGCGCCAUCGACAUCUACAACUUGCAGCCACCCGAGAAAGAGCCUGACAGCAGACUGGAAAAGACGGAAUGGCAGCUGUACGUGGGCGAUCGAGUCGUCAUCACGCGAGGAAGAGAUGUGGGCAAGAUUGGCGAGAUUGAUGAGAUUAGUGAGGAGAUGGAUGCCGUCCGCGUGAAGGGACUGAAUCAAAUCGACGUUUUCACCCCCGAGUGGAUGAAACAGUCCCACUCGCAGGAUGGAGACACCAUUACUGUGGAUCAGAUGAUCAGUCGAAAAGAUGUCAAAUUGGUCUUUCCUCUGCCCGAUCCUGCGACGGGCAUUCCACGAGAUGCUGUUAUUGAGCGGUUGGAAACAAAGGUAUCGAAUGGAGAGACAUACAGAGUGAUUCCGGGAACAACUACGAUCAUUCCCAGACCUCAGGCAGUAGAAACCCCGAUCGACGAUCAAGAGUUCGACGAUGAUACCCGCCGGAUCUCAGUGGAGCAGAGGACGUUCCGGCCCUUUCUGCUCAGGCCGCCUAUGCCUAUGACUGUGAUUGAUGAACUGAGAAACAAGUUUUCGAAAUUCCGAACCAGACAUGAGUACGAGUAUACUAUGCGGAAACAGGCGGAAGAGGCCAGGGAGCAAGCGAGAACGGGAGUGAGCAAGACGAUGAGGACCCCGUUGCAGGAAUUAGCGCAACUGAGGGCGAAGCAGAAGAAGCUGCAGGAGAAGGAAUUGACGAGGGAUCAGUUGGCGAAGAUUGGAGAGGCCAUUGUACAAGAGCAAGCGAGAAUAAAAGCCACGGUGUAAUGCACUGGUGCAUGAUACAAAUGGAUUGUAAGAUACCCGUGUACAGUCACCACGGUAUUGAUGUGUCACAGUGCACUAGUAUGCCGAUGACAGUACGCUUCCGCACAGGAAAUCUGGUUGAACUCAUUCGGCCGCGCGGUCGUGACGCUUGGGACGAAGACAAUUUAUAGGGCCGGACCUUGAGACCCAUUGAGCUCGACGUCAUACCCCCUUUCUUUCUGUAACGGCACCGAAAGUUGUUCCAAAUAUAUGUUAACAUUCCUCUGGAGACAUCCCUUUCCCAAGCAGCAAUAUGCUGUGGCCGUCCCUCGCCUACUGCUGGCCACAGCAUAAAGGCUUGUCGCAAUGGACCGAGCCGAGCGCAUACUACUAGCUGCACCGUUCAAGGUCCGCAAGGAGCGGGCCAAAGCUUGUUGCAUCCCUUUCGAAGUUUUCGAUUCUCUAGCAGACGUCUCGGUGGUACUGAUGGAAGCCAUCAAGCAUUACAUUUCCACUUGAAUGGUAGUUUACUGUACACCCUAUCAGCAGAUUGUUAUGUUUAUGUACUGAUGACGAGCCGAUCAAGCCCGACGUUCUCCGAACUAGACAACAACUCCUCAACCCUGCGCUUCCUCGUGUGAUGCAGGUGUCAAGCACUCAGGCCGAAAGAGGCAUACGGUACAUACAGCCUCACUGAAAGGCAUCGAUAGGCUCUUGAUGGACAGACAGCAUGAAACACUCUGACUCGUGCAGGCUCAAACUUAAGUCUCAGCCGCGUACCUAUGCCCUAUAUUCAGCAUUGCACAAACCAGAUCGUCAUGUGGAACAUACUGGUCAGCAAAGCACCGUAACCCCUAACAUGGAAUGCCAACAACAACAAAAGAACGACUUCACGAACCUCCACCCAUGCCCGUGUCUAUGCUCCUCCACGCGAGUCGCGCAUUGCGCUUGACAGCAGCGUUGACGCUGCUAUGUUUUCUCGUCCUAGUAUUAUUCUGGCGCUCAAUGAUCACCUUGCCUCAACGCAGCAGCAUCGAACCUCAUCGGCUCCCGCAAAGGCAAGUCCUGCGUGACUGGUCCAAUGCC
Molecule: messenger RNA, 2143 nt
Organism: Sphaerulina musiva SO2202
Lineage: Eukaryota; Fungi; Ascomycota; Dothideomycetes; Mycosphaerellales; Mycosphaerellaceae
Exons: 1
Coding region: 50-1078 (342 amino acids)
Biological process (GO): translation
Cellular component (GO): ribosome; mitochondrion
Molecular function (GO): RNA binding; structural constituent of ribosome
Source: RefSeq, a predicted model, not a curated record